This is a messenger RNA of Pelobates cultripes (western spadefoot toad), 5200 nucleotides long. The record is from the annotation of a GenBank genome assembly. Lineage: Eukaryota; Metazoa; Chordata; Amphibia; Anura; Pelobatidae.
CUGUCAAGUUAUAAUGCCUAAUUAUAUGUACAGUGCCCAAAAUUUACACUUGCCACUGGCAAGUGAAAAUUUGGCCCUUGCAAGUAAAAAUUCACCCCUAAUGAGUGGACUCUCUUGCUGUGUCAGGUAACUUUUAAGGCCUGGCUAGUAGUGUAGAACUUUUAAAUUUCAAGCCCUUAAUAAAGAAAGACAUUUUAAUUUAAUUUUUUUUUAUUAUUAUAGGAAAGUACAUAGCAGCCACUCAGCGCCCUGAUGGUACCUGGAGGAAGCAAAGAAAGGUGAAAGAGGGUUAUGUGCCCCAAGAAGAGGUUCCUGUGUAUGUAUUUUUGCUAUUUCUGUUAUUGCAAUCUAUCCUGCUAUUGGAUCUGAAAAGGAAUCAUUCUAAGUACAGUGUUCUAUAUGUGGAAAAUGGAACAAAAGCAUAUAUUUUAUUAAGUUGCCAAAAUCUACAUGAAAAUAUUUAUGUUAACAGAAAUGUCAGACGAUUUAAUUUUUUAGUUUUUUUUUUUUAUUAUUAUUGUGUACCCUUAACAUAGUAAUGGUCUCCAAUACAUUGGCGCCAAAUAGAUCUAAGAUCUAAGCACUCAAUGGCUAAUCCAGUGCAGGCUUUAUUAGGCAACGUUUCAACUCCAAUGAGUCUUUAUCAAGCCAUAAUCUAACCUUAAUUUAUUAUUAUGUCUUGAUAAAGACUAGUUGGAGUCAAAACAUUGCCAGUUCAUAUCCAAUAGCCUGCACUGGGUAGAGUACCUGAAUCUUUGUUUCUACUGUACUUAGUAUUUGAGGUUUUACCACCUUCAUCUGUGAGUUAUCUAGGGAGGAUUCCAAAAAAAUACACCUGUGAAUUCUGUUCAAUCAAUUGUUAGUGUAACUGACUGUUUUCUCCCGUAUUCUACUGACUCACAAUGCUUAGAUAAAAAAACAAUGAGACCCAUUUCUUUUCUGAAACCUUCUUGAAACAAGGAAAACUAAAUAAAGUUUAAAACACAGAAUUUUUACUACAAAAAAAAAAGCUUUAAGAUAACAUAUCCAAUGCUUGAUACAGUCAACCGUGUAAUGUUAAAGAAAAUCAUUCACACACAUAUACAGGAAACUCUGGAACACAAUCUUGCUAAUAUUCUCUGUUACCUUGGAGGGGACUGAAAUACAAGGGGAUUAAAAUUAAACUGCUGAAUACAUGUAUUGUUUAGCUUGUUCUCAUUUCUUGCACAGAACAGAUUGCAAAACGUCACCUGAUCUGUUUUGCUUUCUUACAGUUACGAAAAUAAAUAUGUAAAGUUCUUCAAAAGUAAACCUUCGCUGCCCCCUGGAAUGAACCCCUCUGAAGCUCCUGCAAGCAAAACUCAACAGUCCACAAAACCAGAUAAUGACACCACCUUAUCCAAGACCGCCAAACGAAAUAUGAAGCGCAAAGAGAAAAGAAAGCAGGACAAAGGCGAGCGUGAUCCAGUAGAAGAGGCCCAGCAGGAGUUAGAAAGGGUCAACAUUUUGGAAACACCAGUGCAGAAGGACAAAGAAACAAGCAAUGAGAAUCAAGCAGCUGAGAAGACCAAGAAAAUAAAAAACCUGCGGAAGAAGCUUCGUCAAGUGGAGGAUCUACAGCAGAAAAUAGACUCUGGGGAGAUCAAGCAGCCAUCCAAAGAGCAACUAGAAAAACUAGGACGGAGGAAAGCACUAGAGGAGGAGUUGGAGGACCUGGAGCUGGACUUGUAGGGUGUUGCAGCUUGGCCUUUGUGUUCGAACAAAGAACAUAUUAAGUCUUUUUCUGUUUUCUUUGUAUUUCAUUCACUUAUCGUCCGGUGCAGUUUUACAAUUCUAACAUUUUUUGUCAUAUGGGUUCACCUAGCAAGCCAUAAAUCCUGCCUUCCCAAUGGUUUACCACUCACUGAACUAGACUGAUGAACUACAGCUGCUGUAAAGUAUAAUUUAAGACAGAUUUUAGAAUUGUGGCCCAUGUUUGACGAGUACAGUACCAGAAGACUUCUCUACCAUGUACUUUGAAAUGAGAUCAAGAACAUAAUUUAUUUGCACCAAAAAGGAGUCUUCUAGAAGACUGGUUUACCUGUGCAAUCAUGCCUUGUCCCUAUUCACGGUUCUUUAAGCAAUGUUAAUUGGUUGUAAGAGUCCUAUGUUAGCAAGCUGGAGAUCAUGAAAUUGUUGACACUUUUUUUGUACACAAGUAUAAGGUAUAAAUGCAAUAAUGAAUUCAGUUUAAAUCUAUACAGAUAUAUUAACCAUGCCAAAAAUAGGAUUGAUCUCAAUCCUGUUAUUUGCUAGGUAUAUUCAGUCAUGUGUUGCACUCUGUAUGACACAGAUCUGCAAUGCUUGAAUAGUAGGAAUACUAAUGCAUUUAUUUUAAUUCUUACCGUCUCAGGGGACUAGGCUAAAUCAUCUAACACCUAAAGUGUUUAAGGCAGGCAUCUCAAACUUUUGCUCCAUAUGUCGCUGGCCUACAGCUCCCAGAAUUCUUUAAAUGCAAUAGAUUGCCUGAGAAUCGUGGGCGUUGUAGUUCAGCAACAUCCUUGGGGCUGGAGUUUGAGAUGUCUGAUUAAAGACAUUGUAUAUUAUCAUGAUCAAGGGUAGGUGUUUUGUGAUGCCAGUGCAAAUUAAUAUCAGAUAUAUUUGUGUGAAAAUUAUGUUUGCACACAACCUGCCCUUCUCCUGUCUAGAAGUAUAUGUGUUUGAGUGAGCAGGGCUCCAUUUAUCUGUUGUAUGAGUGGCUGUCCUCUUUCUCUGUGUCAGGUAGGAGAUAAGUUGAUGUUUUUCACAUCACUAUGUAGAAGACACUAGAAUGAACAAUGUAUGUAUCUUCUACACAUUAUUACUUAACAAGAUGACGUUUGUUCUAAGCAGAGCAAUCAAAAAGAAUGGAAUCUGGGAUUUGUUUGAUAGUCAUCUUAGUAGAAGUAAACAUAAGAAAAUUUUAGUGUUUGUGUAUGCUAAAUGUUUAAGCAUUAGCUUUCAUCUCUAGUGUCGGUUUUACAUAACAGCUAAAAUGCAGGGUUUUAAAACAUGACUACACAUUUCCAGUUCGCUAUAUAUAAGUAAUAUCUAAACCUGGAUUAAACCUCACUCUGUUUUUAUUUUUUGUAGCAGGCUAGUGUCAGACAUAAUGGUUACAAAAGAGUAAAGAAAGUGAGCUUUCUGAAAAUGAUUUUUAAUUUUAUUUUGAAUAUUGUGGCAAGCAUUAGUAUCAGUAUCACGGGGGUUACUCAUUAAACAGUGAACUAAAAAGUGGAUAGCAAAAUUAAAACCAAAAUGGAAAAUAAUAAAUCCACUCCAGCUAUUUAAGCCUAAAAUUUGCUAUUUUUUUUUUUUUUUUAUUAUUAUUAUUUACUGUUUGGUGAAUAAACCCUUUGUGUGCAUGCGAUUGGCUGUAGCCCCUGAUUUAAUAAUGUUGGGGAAUAUUUGUAACAGUUGAUGCCAGCUACAACCCCAAUCAAAUAAUUAAGAAAAAUAGGACAGGUUUUUGUUUAAUCUGUCUGCACAGAACCUCAUUCAUGACAUCCAUGUGGACUACUGUAAUGAACUAGUGGCACUUGGUGAUUUCACAAAUUAGGAUGACACUGCAUGGCUGCCUGCUGUCAUUUGGUAAUAAAAUUCAUGUAAUGUAUAAAUUGAUCUGACCUGAAUGAGUCUGAAAACCGAAGUACCAAAUUAUCUUUAAGGCCAGGUUUGUACAGCAUUUGGGAGAAAUAUUGAAAUCGUCUGAGACAGUUGCCUUGUGUCCUUCGAAUGUUUGUUACGACCUAUAACUUUUCUGUUGAAAAAAUUGAAGGGAACUUUAAUUUGACUCUUCCUAAGUGGUUAGGCCAUUAUUCAGUUGAAUUAUUAAUGUUGGAAAAAACACGUUUGUUUGAGUAAAGUUUUGCCAACUUCAUCAGAUUACAUGGACUUUUAAAUAAACCUUCCCUUACCCUGUAAGAUUUAUGAAUUAUCAAUUGCAAGGUGUUAUCACUGGUGUAACAACUAAUUUUGUUACUCCCUCCAUCAUUGUUUCGUUUCUCAGUUUGUAUUGCUUGCUUGAAUUAUAAAAAUUGUGUGUAAUAUGUAAAACAAAAUAAUUUACAUAUUUUCACAGCUACAUGGGGCAGCCAUCUUAUAUAAUUUUUUUAGUUGGAAGUAGUGAACUUCAAAUGGUGCUUCCAAUUAAAGAGUACUUUAAGAUGGCCUCCCCCUGUGUAUUGAGGGUAAGCCAGGAGAUGCACUGAAUAGAGGUCUUAACGUAUAUUUAUGCAAGAUACAAAAUAGUAUACAACAUUUUAAUAUUGUAUUUCUUAAAAUGAAAUAAGAUUACAGUUUUCAUUUAAAUGGAGUAACAGAACGGUGGCAAUGUUUAAGGAUUCAAGGGCAGGAUAGCUGCAGUUUGUCUAGCAAAGGAUCAUGGGAGUUAUAGAUUAUGGGCAUCAAACCAUUAGUUCGCCUACCCUUUGAGAAAUGAGUGACUGUUCUUUCUAUACUGAGUACACAAAUCAACAAUACUAAAACAUGCAGAAAUUAAUUUAGGAGGUAAGGUUUGGGUAAAAACAAGUCAUUUUACAAAUGCCAUUUAAAUAUAAUUGUACAUGCAUUUUUGAACGAACUCUACAGUAAGGAAUGUAACACGGUUUGAGAAAGCUGUAAAAGUAGUGUAUACAUUUAUGUACAUGUAUAAGUGGCUUAGGAUGACUAAAAUAUUUGUCUAGUAUCUUAGGUUUGUGCAGCGCUUACUUUUACAACAGCAUCAUCUCUAUCCUUCACUCGUCCUGUACUGUGGGGGAGGCAAAUACAUACAUUUCUGUCAUUAUUUAAACUCGUACACUGUUCUAUAUACUUUUUUUUUAAUAAAAAUGUAGAUUUAAUAAAAUGCCUUGUUGCAUUGUGCAGUUGUUUGAAUGCUCUCUAAACCAUAGUACUACAUUAAGAGAAUCAUUACAUACAUUGUUUAUGCAUUAACUAGGUUGCCAGAACAAACAUGUUUGUUUGGUUUUUUUUUUUUGGUUUUUUUUUAAAUGUUCAUACUGACUUGUUGUUAGCAAACACAAUAUGCUGUUGUAUGUAGAAUUUAUAUGCUGCAGAAGGGAAUAUUAAGGCAUUUUGAUUGAAAGUCCUUCUUAUUUGAUUUCCUACCUUUGGCAUACUUGUGUUAAGAAACAAAACUCUAAACAUAACUGUGAUCUAUGUCUGGAGUGGCACUUUAAAAGUAUAUUUGUCAUGUUCUGUG